UUGUAGGUGAGACUGACUUCAGCACUGGCAGGUAUGACAGCUCAGCAGAAUUUAUUCGGAGUAAAUUCAAAGCUCUCCGCGUCUUGACGAAAAUAAACCGUACUUUACGCAGAAAGCAAAUUGGAUAGGUAAUAUAAAACGGAACAUACUUCAAAGACAAUGAAGUUGGAGGUGUUGUGUGGUAGCCACUAUAACACGAAGCAUUUCGAGAUGUCCAAGGAUGCAGAAGGGAGUGUGCGCUCUCCCCUUUCUGGCGAGGAGGAGCUGGGUUCGGAUGGAGACUGCGUGGCGCACAGCCCUGCACCUGUUACUCCGUGCAACAGCGGCACAUCAAAGCCGUACACUCGGAGACCCAAACCCCCGUUCUCGUACAUCGCUCUCAUCGCCAUGGCCAUCCGGGACUCCUCCUCUGGAAGUCUGACUCUGGCAGAAAUAAACGACUAUCUGAUGAAAAGAUUCCCCUUCUUCAGAGGCAGCUACACCGGCUGGAGGAACUCUGUUCGACACAACCUGUCUCUGAAUGACUGCUUCCUCAAAGUGCUCCGGGACCCGUCCAGACCUUGGGGAAAGGAUAAUUACUGGAUGCUCAAUCCCCAGAGCGAGUACACCUUUGCUGAUGGGGUGUUCCGGCGCAGAAGAAAACGCAUUGAUAAAAAAUCAAACAGAGAGCCAGAGGCAGAGGAGCCGCCGAGCAUUCAGCAGACUGCCCCCGCCACCAAGACUGAUUCAUGCGUCAAGUUUACAAGUUCCUUUGCGAUAGACAGCAUCCUCAGCAAACCUUUCAAGAGAAACUCAAACAUGGGAUAUUUACCUCACCCCCCUGCCCCCACCCCCACCUGGCCGCACUACACUGGACUAAUGAUGGCUCAUUUGAAUACACCUGCCUCGUUUGCAUACGUCAAGUCAGCCUGCUACAUGGACAUGGACUCCUUUUCUGCGCAUGUGCCAAACGGCUAUCAGUGCGGACUGGCGUCACAGACAGUUCUACAAUAUCAGAAAUAAAUGUUUAUUUGAUGAUUAACAAUCCUCAUUGUGGACUGAUGAUGGACAAAAAGGAGGAUUAACAGUUUACUUUAUUUUAAUGCCAAGGUGUUACAGAAUUGUUGUACCAUUUUAAGCAUUAUCAGAUUUGAUAUUUUAUACAGAAUUGUUUGUUAUAAAUGUUACUGAACUGACUUUUUUUUUUUUUUUUUAAAACGUGUUUGACUGUUGUGUCUAUUUCUUUAAUAAAAAUGUGCUCUUUACAAUGAAAUACAA
Molecule: messenger RNA, 1257 nt
Organism: Trematomus bernacchii (emerald rockcod)
Lineage: Eukaryota; Metazoa; Chordata; Actinopteri; Perciformes; Nototheniidae
Gene: foxq1a
Product: forkhead box Q1a
Exons: 1
Coding region: 160-1002 (280 amino acids)
Biological process (GO): anatomical structure morphogenesis; cell differentiation; regulation of transcription by RNA polymerase II
Molecular function (GO): DNA-binding transcription factor activity, RNA polymerase II-specific; RNA polymerase II cis-regulatory region sequence-specific DNA binding
Source: RefSeq, a predicted model, not a curated record